Messenger RNA from Kwoniella shivajii, 264 nucleotides. Its product is annotated as small nuclear ribonucleoprotein F. Gene Ontology annotation, biological process: mRNA splicing, via spliceosome; spliceosomal snRNP assembly. The transcript has 4 exons. Gene Ontology annotation, molecular function: RNA binding. The record is from RefSeq and is a predicted model, not a curated record. Lineage: Eukaryota; Fungi; Basidiomycota; Tremellomycetes; Tremellales; Cryptococcaceae. Bases 1 to 264 code for a protein of 87 amino acids. Gene Ontology annotation, cellular component: catalytic step 2 spliceosome; pICln-Sm protein complex; U1 snRNP.
AUGUCAGGUCUAGCCCCCGUUAACCCAAAACCUUUUUUACAAGAACUCACAGGAAAAACAGUCUAUGUUAAAUUGAAGUGGGGUUUAGAAUAUAGAGGUUAUUUAGUUUCUACGGAUGGUUACAUGAAUCUGCAGCUCGCAAAUACCGAAGAAAUCGAGAAUGGUAAAUCAAACGGAGCAUUAGGAGAAGUUUUCAUCCGAUGUAAUAACGUGUUAUAUAUACGGGAAGCUAAAGAUAAAGCAAGAGGGAUGGAUGAAGACUAG